AUGGAAACCAGAGAUGGUUAUUUCAUUCACAAUACGUCCCUAUCAAAUGAAUUUAUGAAUUCUUUACCAAAUACUGGCCUCGAUGCAGAAGAUAUUUGGGAUUUAUAUGACGAUGAGACUCGACGGAUAUUUGCUGCGUGGAAUCAUAGAGCAUUAAAGAAAAAACCUCCUGUUCCCAUCUACUGUGCUGAGAAUGCCAAACCUAUCACUCCUCCAACUUUUGCGUCUAAAGACUGGGCGAGAAAACGCAAUCAAAAAGAAAACGAUAUAAUUCAAGCGACAAUCCAAGAAGUUGAAAGAGUGCAGGAGGAACAAGCCCGAAUAAAAAGAGAAAAGCGCGAACGUGAGUUGCGCUUGAAGAUUCAAAGAGAAGAAGCGGAACGAAAGAAGAGAGAAGAACAUGAACGACAAGAAAAGGAAAAGAAAGAAAAAGAAAUACGGGAAGCAAAGGAGAGGGAAGCAAGGGAAAGAGAAGAGCAGAAAAAGAAGGAUGAAGUAAAGAAAACUCAGGAUCAAGCUUCACAACAAGAAAAGGAAUUGAAAGAACGGUUCGGAGAUGAUCCACAAAAGGAUGCAAGCUACUAUUGGGACAUUAUUGAGAAUAUCAAAAGUGAUGUUGCCAAGCCAGUCUCUGAAAACAAGGACCUCAAAAACUUUUGUUUCUCUCAGAGACGGAAGAUUACUCCACGAUUAGGUCAAAUAACCAAAAGUAACAGCCAGAUUCAAAAAAUUACUAGUCUUGUACAAGGGACAUUUCAGGAAGCUCAAACUAAAGGACCUCUGGUAUAUAGAUGGGUUCUGAAUUUUUUCUGCAAGGCUGUCGUAAAGCAAGCAGAGGCCGAGGUUUCAGUCAAUCUUUCUAGUGCCUUUCCGUUAGCGAAACUCUGUCUCCUCUUAUGUUCCCAAAAUCCGGAUCUUCUUGAUUUGCUAAUUGCACGAUUACAGAAGAAGUGUCCAUGGGUAAUUCCUACCAUUUAUAAUCUACACACAGAAGUUGGAAGAAAAAAGUUGGGCUACAGAAAACUUGCUGAUGGGCGGUAUGAACAACAAGCGCCUUACAUUGAACGACAAUGUGGUAUUUUUGCUGUUUAUGCAGCCUUCGUGUCUCUCGAUGAUUCAUUAGGUCCUAGGAGCUGGAAACUUUUCUCUCGUCUUCUCAAUUUGACUUCUCCUAGGGAAUUUUUGGACAAGGACUUAGAUUUAGGUCAAACCCUUUGCUCUAUCGUAACUACAUAUUUGGAUAUCGCUGGUCGAGCCCUUUUGCGCAUAUACGGAAAUCAAGGCAGAAAGCUACUUGCUGCUUCUUUCAGUAUGCCUUAUGUCGGAGUAGAAGGAGGUGGAAGUCCAUAUGGCCGUUUGCGUAUCGUUGGUGAGGAUUGGUUAAACGGUAAAGGAGGACUGGAUUUCUCCUUUGAACCCUAG
This is a messenger RNA of Schizosaccharomyces osmophilus, 1422 nucleotides long. RefSeq names its product RNA export factor, cytoplasmic nucleoporin Gle1 (gene gle1). Lineage: Eukaryota; Fungi; Ascomycota; Schizosaccharomycetes; Schizosaccharomycetales; Schizosaccharomycetaceae. Gene Ontology annotation, molecular function: phospholipid binding; inositol hexakisphosphate binding; translation initiation factor binding. The coding region runs from base 1 to 1422 and encodes 473 amino acids. The record is from RefSeq and is a predicted model, not a curated record. Gene Ontology annotation, biological process: regulation of translational termination; poly(A)+ mRNA export from nucleus; regulation of translational initiation. The transcript has 2 exons. Gene Ontology annotation, cellular component: nuclear pore cytoplasmic filaments; nuclear pore; cytoplasm.